AGUGGGUCUUCCACGUACCAUUCCUUGUUCAGGUAGAAAGGCGGGAAGCGCGCCCUUAAUUUAUUUUAAAAUUCUGCGUUGCCUAAAGGACGGACAUAAUGCCCUCCCCGCAGCCUAAUGCGGGUAAAGGAAGGCUCUUGUUCCUCAAAGUCUGUAAAAGACACGUGAAGCUGGCAGCAGCCCUGAUGGCCUCGCUGUAGCAGGAGAGGAUGCGUAGUUCCUCUUUUUGGACGCGGUUCCUGCCGGUCUCCCCACGGCUGCUCAUUCUCGGAGAGAUGCUGGUUAAAACAGGCAAAGCUGAAGGGAUUUCUAGUGUCCUAAUGGCCGUCGUGCUGUGUCAGAUGUUGCAAAGGGCAGUGGUGAAUCCAGCUGCCAGCACUACUGUGCGUGCUGGGUUUGCCCUGGAUGAAAUUGUAAUCCUGAAUGAUGAGUUUUCUUCCAAGAAAAUACUAAUGCAGAUGGACAAGGUAACUAUCCAGAGGAAACCAUUGGGCUACAUCUGGGUAAACUGUUUACAACGGAAGCAUUUUACUUGCUAUUAGCAGAGAUCCGCUCAAGUCCACAUGUUGCCUAGGAGGACAAAUGAGCACCAUAAUUGGAAAACUAUAGAAAUCUGAAUGAUAGGAUUAUUUAUCUAAAAGCUGGUCUCGUAAUACUUUAACAUAGCAAUAGAAGUUCCAUAUUGCUGUACUUAGUACACUAAUUUACAAAACUCGAGCUAGUUACAUAGUAACAUAGUCAAAGGCAACCUUUUCUGCCUUUAUUUUUGGCCUACUUUUUUACUUUACACCCCUUUACCUGGUCAUAAAUAAAUUCAUGUUUCAAACUGAAGUAGUCAUUUUAGUAAUAGCAAAUUGUAUUUAAAAAUUAACUUAGUAAUUUUAGUAAUAGGAGAUUCCUAACAGCUAUUUUUAAAAAUCCCUUAAUUCUUUGGAUAAAGUGGAUGUUUUGAUUUGUAUCUAUGCCCUUCUAUUUGCGAUGGGUAAGCAACACCAGUGUCUUAAAUUUCUCUUUAGUUCUAGCUGGAUGUAGCCGCUCAGCAGGCAUGAAGGAUCCCUGUGUAGCUGUAGAAUGACUAGCACUGCUCUGGCCAUCUGGGGACCUCCAAGACUUUGGGGAUAGUAUUAUAUCUCUUUCUAAAUGGAUUUGUUAUAGGUCUAUAACGGUUGCAACUUCCACAGUCAUCAAAGUAUAGUUUGAAUAUGUGUAAGUUGGAUGUGACUGAAUUAAGCCCACUUGUAACAUGGGAGGAGGGGGGAGAGGGAGAAGAGGGGGGGUUUCCCUGGAAAAAAGUGUACUAUUAUAGUCUAUUGCACAUUUGCUUAGGGAGUUUUAGAAAAAGACAAAUGCUGAAGUGGAUCAGGUUACUCGGUCAUAGUUGUUCAGAGCUUCUUUUUUCUUUUUAGUUUAAACUCAUAUCCCAGGCAUAUGAAGUUCUGUCGGACCCAAAGAAAAGGGACCUCUAUGACCAGGGUGGGGAGCAGGCUAUUAAAGAAGGAGGCCUGAGUGGCGGCAGCUUCUCUUCACCCAUGGACAUCUUUGACAUGUUCUUUGGUGGUGGAGGCCGAAUGAAUAGAGAGAGAAGAGGCAAAAAUGUUGUGCACCAGUUAGGUGUAUCUCUUGAAGACUUAUAUAAUGGUAUUACAAGGAAACUGGCACUGCAAAAGAAUGUUAUUUGUGGAAAGUGUGAAGGUUAUGGUGGAAAGAGAGGGGCGAUAGAAAAAUGCUCUGUGUGUAAAGGAAGAGGAGUGCAAGUUCUAGUUCAGCAGAUUGGACCUGGCAUGGUACAACAAAUCCAAACUGUGUGUCCAGAAUGCAAAGGCCAAGGUGAAAGAAUAAAUCCGAAGGAUAGAUGUGACAACUGCAACGGCUGUAAGGUUGUAAGAGAGAAAAAGAUCAUAGAAGUUCACGUUGAUAAAGGUAUGAAAGAUGGUCAGAAGAUAGUAUUUCAUGGAGAAGGUGACCAGGAGCCUGAUGUGGAGCCUGGUGAUGUUAUAAUUGUGCUUGAUCAAAAGGAUCACAGUGUCUUUCAGAGGCGAGGGCAUGACUUAAUCACAAAAAUGAGAAUUCAACUCUCAGAGGCUUUAUGUGGUUUCAGAAAGACCAUUGAAACACUGGACAACAGAGUUCUUGUCGUAUCAUCUAGGCCAGGUGAAGUGAUAAAACAUGGUGACCUGAAGUGUAUCCGCAACGAAGGGAUGCCUGUCUACAAAUCUCCAAUGGACAAAGGCAGCUUAAUUAUACAAUUUCUGGUCCAGUUCCCAGAGCACUACUGGAUCCCGAGGGAGAAGCUGUGUCUGCUGGAGGCUCUGCUUCCUCCACGAGAAGAUGUUAUGAUUACAGACGAGAUGGAUCAGGUAGACCUGGCAGACUUUGAUCCAAGUGAGCAAACCUGCCGUAACAGUGGGGGAGAAGCUUAUGAAGAAGAUGAGGAGGGUCCAAGAACAGGAGUACAAUGUCAGACAUCUUAAAGCAAGGUGGAAUGGAUGUCAUCUAAAUGUAAAUUUUCACAAUGAAAACUGCAUGGCUGUAAUAGCCACUGCUUGUGGUUUUUGUGUUCAGCAAAUUGAGUUGCUGCGCUGUCAGUUAUCACCUUUUUGUAACUAAUUUAUAUUGUGUUCUUGUAGUCUUUAUAUAAAACGUCACACAGCUGAGAACCGACUGAGUUGGUAUACAUUUUCCUUUGCUGUGAAGGUUCUCAAUUUAUUUCACCUAUGCUAUUUCUAGAAGACUUUGGCAAUAUUGAUAGAGGCUAAGUGGAGUGUCUUAUGUAAAUACUUUCAUACUGGAAAAUUAAUUUCAUAGAAUAAAUCAUAGGAGAAAUAACUUCUAAUAAAUAGAACUCUUCACAUUUUAUCAUGCUUCUCUCGUACUUUCUAAGCCACACUAGAACCCUCUUUAUUUAAGUUUCUCUAAGCUCAGACUAUCAUCUGAUCAGGAUUGUUCUCCAUAUUCAACUUUGUUAGCUGUAAUGCUAGUACCUGUCUCAUUUUGUAUUUCAAAAGCAUUUUGUGCAUGCCUCACUCAUUGCAUAACAGCACUCCUCCCUCUGUUCAUUUGCUGUAGUAGUGUUUCUGCUGCUGUGCUCUAUGUAAGUGUAACUUAAAAUUUUAAGGUAUCCUAAUGUGUAUAGUGUGUACCCUACAUACUUCUAAUAUACAUACAGGUAGCUACAUAAGAAAUAUUUUUUUGAUCUUUCAGAAGCUCCAGCUCUAGAUUUCAGCCUUCCCUAGAAAGGGUUUUUACUUCCUCUUAGGCACUGUGUAUUUGAGCCUUAACUAUGAUGAAUAAAACAAAACCACAGGUGUUGGGUAUACUGCUGCUCUUCUAUAACACAACAAGAUACCAUCCUAGAAUGAUAAUAUUAAAGGUUUUUUCCUUUU
This is a messenger RNA of Athene cunicularia (burrowing owl), 3383 nucleotides long. RefSeq names its product DnaJ heat shock protein family (Hsp40) member A4 (gene DNAJA4). The coding region runs from base 1530 to 2471 and encodes 313 amino acids. NCBI's taxonomy places the organism in Eukaryota, Metazoa, Chordata, Aves, Strigiformes, Strigidae. Gene Ontology annotation, molecular function: Hsp70 protein binding. The record is from RefSeq and is a predicted model, not a curated record. Gene Ontology annotation, biological process: protein refolding. Gene Ontology annotation, cellular component: cytosol; cytoplasm. The transcript has 6 exons.